AUGCUGAAGGAGCCAACAUCACAGUGUAGCAACCCCCCUAACCUUGAGGUGUUCCUGUUACGUAAGACACUCCUGGCUGGUAUUGUGACAUCUUCUACUUCUUGCAUCCUCCAGAAAAAAGGUUGUAUAUUUUAGCGUCUGAGGUGAUUAUUGUGUAAAUGUCAAGUCCUCCCUGACUGAACUGGCCUGUGAAAGGUGAACUUAAAGUUCAGUCAGAUUUUUUGGCCCAUUCUAUAACUUCUUCCCAAUGGUUCCUAUGACUGAACAAGGCUCGACCUUACCUCAUGGGCUCUUUUAAUACUUACAUUUGAUUACUUUCCCUUCAAAGAAAACACUACAUAGGCUCCAUUAUUUUCUGCUAGUAGGUCUUUAAACAAAUACAAUGAAUUCACUCAUAGCGUUCUAUAUUAUGAUGUAGAGUAUGACUAGCUGCUGAGUUGCACUUCCUCUGUAAAUGAGGUGGAACAGAGGAGCUAAAUAAAGUUGGUUCAAAACCCCCAGUAACAGGCUAAUAUCCACAUGGGUGAAGGAACUCAACUAAACCAGGGACCAUGUAUGCAAGCAGCGAGUGUGUUCCCUAUGUUUGUUUCCAGUGUUUGCCUCAGUCAAUUGCCUGUAGCACAGUAGUUGGAGCCCAAUUGGCUGCGUUGUGGAUAAGCCUAAUUGGUAGUGCGAUAGAGAAAACAGCUCCAGCCCCAUGUCAGGCUUAUCGUAGAGGACUGAGAGAUGCCAGGAGAUUGCAGAAACAAAGUUUUGGGCCGUAUUGACAGACGUCUGGCUAGAGACACACAAAGCCCUGCCUGUGUUCCACUGGAUGUUUUCAGCGCAGUAGCCCUCUGUUUCUACUGUGUCAUUCACCUCACACUAAACCUGCCCACACAACUGUGUUGAGAGAGUUCUACUCUGCCCACUCACACACUCACAGACACACAGAUGCUCUCUAUCACACACACGCCUGGCAAAUGCUUAGAGAGCCAUGAAAUACAGACUUAUUUUUAUGCCUUUUGGAGUCAACUAAAACAACGUUUCUGUAUGAUUUCUUCCACAAAUUUUUUUUUUUUUUGCCAUUGUCAUGUGUAUUGACUCAGAGUAUGAAGUGGAAAAGAUUGAGGCAGGGCAAUAGAUAAUAACAAACAUACAGUAUAUUCCUACUAAUCAUGUCAUGGGUUGUGGGUGUUUUACUGUCUGACAUCUGUCACAGUGAACCUCACAUGUGUCUUUGUGCGUGGUAACCUCUAUGUUGGUGACCUGUCUCGCCCUCAGAUGUCAACGAGUGUUUGGACCAAUCGGUGUGCACCCACGGUAGGUGUGUCAACUCCGAGGGCUCCUACAGCUGCAACUGUUACCAAGGAUACCAGGCCUCUCUGGACAACAGCAGUUGCCAAGGUACUUGUUUGUGAAAACAUAAGUCACACAUCAUUCAUUCUUCAGGUUCGGUAUUAAAAUAACAGUUCUCUGAAGGGGAAAUAGUGCUACUGAAGAAGCCUUUGAGGUCCAGGGGGUUUCAAUAAAUGUUGUUAACAGUGAGGAGGAGCGGUGGUUUAACAAGGUCCUCCUCCAUACUGUAUUUUCUCCAGAUGUGGAUGAGUGUCUGCUCCCCGGAGCCUGCCUCCAUGGCAGGUGUGUCAAUCUGGAUGGCUCCCACAGGUGCAGCUGUAACACUGGUUACCAAACCACUCCUGACGGCAGGGCCUGUGAAGGUCUGUAAAAUAUUAGAUGUGUGGAAUAUGACCCUUCACGGCAUACCACUGUUCCCUUUGAGCUCUGAGCUCUCUAUGGCUCUUUUAAUGCCUCAUCAUUGUUUUUAUUAGAUGUUGACGAAUGUGCUACACCUGUGUGCCCCGCGGGAAUUUGCACCAAUACCGAAGGUUCCUACUCAUGCAAGAACUGCCGACCUGGAUUCCAGCGAUCAGCGGAUGGACAGAGAUGUGAAGGUAUGGAACCUGUACAACCUUUAGCGUUUCAGGCAACACACUGAAUUAUCAUCAUCUACCAUAGACAGAUAAAGCAUGUCAGACAGCGUGUAGCAACCUACCGUUCAUUCUUCAUGAUAAUCUGUAUUUUUGUUCCAGAUGUGGAUGAGUGCUCCAAUGCAGACAUGUGUCUGGGAGGGGUAUGUGCCAACACAGAGGGCUCCUUCACCUGCACCCGCUGUAAAGAUGGAUACAAGGUGUCCCAGGACAGGCACAGGUGUGAGGGUGAGUCCAGCCAAAGCGUUCCCCAACUGGCACAUUCACCCACGCCUUCUGUAAAGGCUUGCCCUUUGCAUGUAUCAAUUGUAUAACUGUCUCUGUUAUUGUGACAUAGGUGUGUCUUAGAACUGUAACGCAAUACUUGUAUAUAGUUUGUUUGCCAAUAGUAAUUAAUGUCUGUGCUGGUCUGAUGUCUCCUCCAGAUAUUGAUGAGUGCCAGUCUCGGUCUGUGUGUGCUAACGGGAUCUGUCUGAACUCUGAGGGCUCCUACUCCUGCAUCACCUGUCCCUCAGGCUACAGCAUCUCCCUAGACGGAGAGCUCUGUGAAGGUUUGUCCAUUCUCCCUGAAACCACAUCUAAUGGUCCAACGAAGGAGUGGUGUUUUACUUAAUAGUCUGUAUUGGUGUAUUACAGAUAUUGAUGAGUGUGAGCUGCACACUACGUGCCCCAGGGGAACAUGCACCAACACUGAGGGUUCCUUCACCUGCACCACCUGUGGGUCAGGCUAUAGAGUGACUGAGGAUGGGCUAGAGUGUGAAGGUGAGGCUUUCUUGGACGGAUUUCCUGCGUACAUGUGAGUUGGUGAAUGUACGCCAGAGUUUGUGCAUUUGUGUGUGCGUUAGCAGGGCGUGUGUUACCGAAUGCUGUAUGAGCAUGUUAGGUUCUGCCCUCUGCCCUGCAUGUGACAGAUGUGAGAGAGUGUGCCAGGUAACGCCCCAUUGGGUCCUGCGUGAGUCCAGCCAGGCCUGUCUCCCACAUCGCCUUUUGUUAACAGCAGGCUCAGGUUGUCUGUAAAUGAUGUCAGGUGUGACGGCUUGGACCCAAAGCCCCUCUCCUUAGCUAAAGAUCCUAAAAUACUCCUCCCAGACAUCACAUCAUAACUGGAUCCUGCAUCCCUCUCCCUCUGGCACCCUCCAUCUGAUCCGCGUUCAAAAGAAAGAGACAUGGGCCUCAAAUAAAACACGGUGAAGUCAGCAUGUCCCACUGAUAGAUCAGCUGGCGAGAUAGAUGUGUUGACAGUGGAAUUUUAUGCCAUAUCAAUUAUAAACUGAUCGAAAUGAUUACAUGUGGCAUGUAGUCAUAUUUUCCACCAGGCAUGCUAUCCUCUGCUACAGUUCAGGUAUGUAGUUAACUCUGUCCUGUUGUUCAGAUGUGGAUGAGUGCUUGGUGGCUAACGUGUGCCCAGGCCAGCUGUGUAGGAACAGUCCCGGUUCCUUCUCCUGCAGGAGCUGUGGAACUGGCUUUACCCUGUCUGAGGAUGGCUCCUACUGCCAGGGUAAGACUGUCUAACCUCUGGAACACACUCACACUCACCCCCGCCCUCCUAUUCUUCUCCACAAGAGGAACAGUACAGAUCCAGUUCUAUACGCUAAUGUUAUUUAAUGGAAGGGUGGAUUGAGACUAGGAAGAAGAUCUCCUUUUUAAAAUGUUUUUGCCCUGGGAAAGUCCUGAGAACAAGUCCAAGUCAGACUUUGAUUUUAAUGGAUGUCUUCAUGCCAGGGAAAGAUUAACGGCUUCAUUUUAAAUGAAACCAACCACUCCUCAGCUCCUACGCAGCUAGCACACAUUGUGGAACUCCUCUGUUGACCCACAGGCAAACCAAAAGCCAUUCCAUUCACUUAACAAUGGCCUUCACUAUUUUCCCCAUAAGAAAUACAAUCUGUACCAGAGCAAGGAAUUUCCAAUGAUCACAUAACAGAGAGCCAUGAGUGUUUGUUGAUACAGUAAUUAUACGCCACCUGUAAUAGCUUGCUGUUUUGGAAUAGAUGCCUGUCCUGCAUACUUCUCUCCACCCAUUUUAAUAAAGCACUGUCAGUGCAAGCUAAUAAAGGAGGCUUUGCUUACUGUACGUGCAGACUGACUUCCUUGCAUUCAGCCAUUAGUCAUGUUAUCAGGCCAGAGGCAGACUGAGAGACUGUCUCCUUGGGCUAAUGGGCUAGAUCUGACCUCACUCAUUUAGGAUGGAUGAAGCUAUCUAUCUAUUAUCUCUAUAUCUCUCGAGAGAGAAGAGAGAGAGAGAGAGAGAGAGAGAGAGAGAGAGAAGAGGAGAGGCGAGAGAGAGAGAGAGAGAGAGAGGAGAGAGAGCGAGAGAGCGAGAGCGGAGCUAGAAGAGCAGAGAGAGAGAGAUAGAUCUCUCUCUCUCUCGCUCUCUCUCUCUCUCUCUCUCUCUCUCCUCUCUCUCUCUCUCUCUCUCUCUCUCCUCUCUCUCUCUCUCUUUCUCUCUCUCCCUCCUCCCUCCCUCCCUCCCUCAGACAUAAAUGAGUGCCUGUCCCCAGGGGUCUGCCCCAUGGGCGUUUGCAGCAACACAGAGGGCUCCUACUCCUGUAUGACCUGUGACCUUGGCUUCACGCUGGCGCCCAAUGGGCUCUCCUGUGAAGGUACUACUUUUUUACUUGGGACUGAACUCUAAUGUCCCUUCACUCAUGCUGGAAGUUCUCCUCUUAUGCUGAUGAUUUAUUUGUAGUCAGUCACAGCUCUGCAUGGUAGACGAACAUCAUAAUAAUGGCCGGAACAGAUCAAAUAAUAGUAAAGACAUCAAAACUAUGAAAUAACACAUAUGGAAUCAUGUAGUAACCAAAAAAGUGUUAAACAAAUCAAAAUAUAUGUUAUAUUUGAGAUUCUUCAAAGUAGACACCCUUUGCCUUGAUGACAGCUUUGCACACUCUUGGUAUUCUCUCAACCAGCUUCAUGAGGAAUGCUUUUCCAACAGUCUUGAAGGAGUUCCCACAUAUGCUGAGCACUUGUUGGCUGCUUUUCCUUCACUGCGGUCCAACUCAUCCCAAACCAUCUCAAUUGGGUUGAGGUCGGGUGAUUGUUGAUGCCAGGUCAUCUGAUGCAGCACUCCGUCACUCUCCUUCUUGGUCAACUAUGCCUUACACAGCCUGGAGGUGUGUUGGGUAAUUGUCCUGUUGAAAAACAAAUGAUAGUCCCACUGAGCGCAAACCAGUAAGCAUUUCACUGUAAUGUCUACACCUGUUGUAUUCGGCGCAUGUGGCAAAUCAAAUUUGAUUUAAUUUGAGAUGGGAUGGCGUAUCGCUGCAGAAUGCUGUGGUAGCCAUGCUGGUUAAGUGUGCCUUGAAUUCUAAAUAAAUCACAGACAGUGUCACCAGCAAAGCACCCCCACCACAUCACACCUCCUCCAUGCUUCACUGUGGGAGCCACACAUGCAGAGAUCAUCCGUUCACCUACUCUGCGUCUCACAAAGACACGGCGGUUGGAACCAAAAAUCUCAGACUCCUCAGACCAAAGGACAGAUUUCCACCGGUCUAAUGUCCAUUGCUCGUGUUUCUUGGCCCAAGCAGGUCUCUUCUUAUUGGUGUCCUUUAGUAGUGGUUUCUUUGCAGCAAUUCGACCAUGAAGGCCUGAUUCACGCAGUCUCCUCUGAACAGUUGAUGUUGAGAUGUGUCUGUUAAUUGAACUCUGUGAAGCAUUUAUUUGGGCUGCAAUCUGAGGUGCAGUUAACUCUAAUGAACUAAUCCUCCGCAGCAGAGGUAACUCUGGGUCUUCCUUUCCUGUGGCGGUCCUCAUGAGAGCCAGUUUCAUCAUAGCGCUUGAUCGUUUUUUUGCAACUGCACUUGAAGAAACCUUCAAAGUUCUUGACAUUUUCCGGGUUGACUGAUCUUCAUGUCUUAAAGUAAUGAUGGACUGUCAUUUCUCUUUGCUUAUUUGAGCUGCUCUUGCCAUAAUAUGGACUUGGUCUUUUACCAAAUAGGGCUAUCUUCUGUAUACCACCCCUACUUUGUCAUAACACAACUGAUUGGCUCAAACGCAUUAAGAAGGAAAUAAAUCCACAAAUUGACUUUUAACAAGGCACAUCUGUUAAUUGAAAUGCAUUCCAGGUGACUACCACAUGAAGCUGGUUGAGAGAAUGCCAAGAGUGUGCAAAGCUGUCAUCAAGGCAAAGGGUGGCUCCUUUGAAGAAUCUCAAAUAUAAAAUAUAUUUUGAUUUGUUUAACACGUUUUGGUUCCAUAUGUGUUAUUUCAUAGUUUUGAUGUCUUCACUAUUAUUCUACAAUGUAGAAAAUAGUAAAAAAUAAAGAAAAACCCUUGAAUGAGUAGGUGUGUCCAAACUUUUGACUGGUACUGUAUAUUCAUGUGGUAGGUUGUGACACUGUGACGAGGUGUGAAAGCAGGAGUCAGGCGCAGGAGGUAAAAUACCAGAGUUUAAUCCGUUUGCAUAAAUCAAACGCCCCAAGCGUCAAACAACACUGUACAAGGGAAAACAUCCACCUUGGCAAAUAACACAGUGAAAUGUAGCUCAACCGAGCUACACGCUCUCACAACAAUCACUCACAAAGACAAGGGGAACAGAGGGAACACUUGUACACAUAAUGUCCAGAGGAGGUGGAGGAACCUCCCGUACCUCAGACUCCUGGAGCGGACCAGCUACCACCGGCCUGAGGAGAGACACAUGAAACGAGGGGUUAAUACGGUAAUCAGGGGGGAGUAACAACCUGUAUGUCACCUCGUUUAUUCUCCUCAGGACUUUAAACGGCCCCACACACCGCGGGCUCAGCUUCCGGCAGGGCAGGCGGAGGGGCAGAUUCCGGGUCGAGAGCCAGACCCGAUCCCCCGGUACGAUCACUGGGGCCUCCCUGCGGUGGCGGUCAGCAUUGGCCUUCUGACGACGCACGGCGCACUGGAGGCGAACGUGGGCAGCGUCCCAAGUCUACUCCGCGCGCCGAAACCAGUCAUCCACCGCGGGAGCCUCGGUCUGGCUCUGGUGCCACGGUGCCAGGACCGGUUGGUAACCCGAAACACAUUGGGAGGGUGUUAGGUUAGUGGAGGAGUGGCGGAGAGAGUUCUGAGCACCGUGGCACCAGAACACCGACCACUCCCCCGGCCGGUCCUGACAGUAGGUCCGCAGGAACCUAUCUUGAUUCACCCUUUCCACCUGCCCAUUGCUCUCGGGGUGAAAACCAGAGGUCAGGCUGACCGAGACCCCAGACGUUCCAUGAACGCCUUCCAGACUCUAGACAUGAACUGGGGAUCUCGGUCGGACACUAUAUCCUCUGGUACCCCGUAGUGCCGGAAGACGUGAGUAAACAGAGCCUCCACAGUUUGUAGGGCCGUGGGGAGACUGGGCAGAGGAAGGAGGCGGCAGCACUUUGAAAAGCGGUCCACAACGACCAGGAUCAUGGUGUUACCUUGGGAGGGGGGAAGAUCAGUGAGAAAAUCUAUUGUAGCUUACCCGCUGGGAGGUGCCUAAGUGCCUUACUCUGGGCGCGCACUGAGUAUGAGGAAACAUACACCCUCACAUCCUUAGCCAAGGUAGGCCACCAGUACUUCUCGGUCAGGCAGCGCAUUGUACGACCGAUACCUGGAUGACCAGAAGAGGGUGAUGUGUGUGCCCAGUAGAUCAGACGAUCACGGAUAAGCGCAGGCACGUACUGCAGCCCAGCUGGACACUGCGGUGGAGAUGGAUCUGUGCGUAAUGCCUGCGCUAUAUCUGCGUCCAUCGCCCAUACUACCGUAGUGUUUUCCACUCAUCCCCUUCCCGAAUACGCACCAGGUUGUAGGCACUCCUGAGGUCUAAUUUGGUGAAAAAACGGGCCCCAUGCAUUGACUCAAUCACUGAAGGAAUGAGGGGAAGAGGAUAACUAAAUCGUACCGUCACAUUAUUCAGUGGUCGAUAAUCAAUGCACGGGCGUAAACCACCAUCUUUCUUCUUCACAAAGAAGAAACUCGAGUAGGCAGGUGAAGUGGAGGGACGUGUAUACCCCUGGCACAGGGACUCGGUGACGUAUAUUUCCAUAGCCUCCGUUUCAGCCUGCGACAGGGGAUACACAUGACUCCUGGGAGGUACAGCGUCUACCCAAAGGUUUAUCGCGCAAUCCCCCUCCCGAUGAGGUGGUAAUUUAGUCGCUUGCGUCUUGGAAAACACCAGCGCCAGAUCAUGGUAUUCGGGGGAAAUGCGCACGGUGGGGGUACCGUCUGGACUUUCCACCGUGGACGCACCAACGGAAACACCUAGACACCUACCCGGACACUCACACGACCACCCCGUAAGAACCCUCUGCAGCCAUGAGAAAUUGGGGUUGUGAAGGGCUAACCACGGGAUACCCAAGACUACAGGGUAAGCAGGAGACUCAAUAAUCAUAAAGAUGAUCUGCAAAACAUUUGUCUCCUGCGUAAUCAUGGUGACUGGUACAGUAACUUCCUUAACCUACCCGGACCUUAAUGGUCGACUAUCUAGUGCUCUGAUGGGGAGUGGAAUGGUUAGUGGAACCAAUGAAAUGCCUUGACGGUGUGCAAAUGCCCUGUCCAUAAAAUUCCCAGCUGCGCCUGAAUCGACUAGCGCCUUACAGUGGGAACCUACCAAGUGAUCUGGAAAGGAGAUAGAUAAAGUACAGUGCGCCGCAAAGGGCUCUGAACACGUUUGGGUGUUCGUUACCUGGGGUGAUGCGUGAGUACCCUGCCUACCGCCUCCAGACCCAAAAGAACGUUGACUGUGACGUGAGGUGGAUUGUCCCUUCGUGCCACCAGAGUGGCACUGUCGCUGUCCUCCUGCGCACUCUCGACCGGCGGCUCCCCCUAACAGCUCCAUCUGCUCGGGGUCAGAGUCGUCCGGAGUGGGAACGGGCAGACCCCUACUAGGACGUCCUCUGGCUGCUAGCAGAUUGUCCAGCCGGAUGGCCAUGUCCUCCAGUUGGGAGAACGAUAGCAUGGCAUCCCGGCAGGCUAGCUCCCGUCGGAUGUCCUCCCUUAGGUGGCACCGGAAAUUGUCUAUCAGGGCCCGCUCGUUCCACCCGGACCCCGCUGCCAGCGUCCGGAACUCCAGCGCGUAGUCCUGAGCGGUCCUCAGUCACAAUCACUCACAAAGACAAGGGGAACAGAGGGAACACUUAUACACAUACUAAUUAGGGGAAUGAGCACCAGGUGUGUGUGAUUGACAAGACAUGACAAGUGGAGUGAUGAGAAUGGAAUCGGCAGUAGCUAGUACUCCGGUGACGACGAACGCCGAAGCCUGCCCAAACCAGGAGGGGGGGCAGCCUUGGCGGAAGUCGUGACAGACACUUUCCUUGAAGUUUUGGCGGCUUUAUUUGGAGGACAAACUGAGGACCCACUUGGAAUAAGACCCAAUGACAUCCCAGCUGUGGUGUGAAUGUGUCACACUACAUUACGUACUGUGUGUGUGUUUCCCCUCCGUGUCCCCUGCCCUGGCAGACAUCAACGAGUGUGAGGACCACGGUCUGUGUCUGGGAGGACAGUGCACCAACAGCCCAGGUUCCUACAGCUGCUCCUGUCCCCCGGGCCUGGAGAUGGUGGACGGGACAUCCUGCAGAGGUACACACACUCACACCCACUCUCUUGGGAUGGGGGGGGGGGGGUGAUGUCCUCUCCUGUUCAGCUGUGUGUGUAUUGAUGAACUGUCCUUGAUUAACUAUCCGAUUAGCCUGUCAUGUUUGACUCUGUGUGUGCGUGUAUUACAGAUGUGGAUGAGUGUCAGUCUGGGGGGAUCUGUGGAGAUGGGGACUGUCUAAACACAGAGGGUUCCUACCUCUGCAUCUGCCCUGAUGGAUACACCACAGGCACCACAGAUGGAAUUGGCUGCCAAGGUGAGAGAGAUAUACUGCCAGGUUUAUAACUAACUACCUACUGGUUUGAAUACAUUACCACAAAUAGCGCAAGCCACAAGCCCCUCUCCUCUCUUGGUGAGGGCAGACAGUUCAUGCAGAGGGCAGCUUGUACUCCCUGACCCUGUCUCUCUCAGGGCUGACCCCUCUCCCCCUGCACUCCCCCCUGAUCCCCCCUGCUCCUGCUCUGGGGUGCCUGGGUGUCCACUUGUUCCCCAGGCCAGUUAGGCAGCAGUCAUCAAACCCAGCCAUUGUUUCUAACAGGCCAUGGCCAGACAUCAACAGUCUCACUGCUCCCCCUCUCUCAGCUCCACUGGACCAGGUUUGAUGUCAUUCCAGCCGCACCCAUUGCCCUGGUCACAACAGAGAGAAAAAAACGCUGCUCCUAAUUGUUGGCCAGAGAGCUAGCUAGCCUUUCACUGGAACUUUCUGGAGCAUUAGCUGUCAAAAUACAGAAGAAUGGAACCCUCUGGGUGAAUCAAUAUGAAGGGAACAUAACUCAGGCUAAAACGAGGAAUGCAUAUUAUUGAUUCUGGUAUAGUUUACUGCUGAAGGGUAUCUAGUGUUAGCAUAGCCUGAAUGACAAAACAUUGGGCAGUACACUGAGCAUGUUAUCGCUCUAGAGUGAUGUGAAGCAGGUAAGCAUAGAGCAGGGCCUUUCUCUGCGGGUGGAAGAUCCUGGAGGGGGUUGAGGGGCCGAGACCUCUUCCAGCCAUACAUCUACAGUUUAGUCAUUUAGCAGACGCUCUUAUCCAAGGGCACAUCAACAGAUUUUUCACCUAGUCAGCUUGGGGAUUCGAACCAACGACUUUUCGGUUACUGGCCCCACGCUCGUAACCGUGAGGCUACCUACCGCCCCAUACGUACUCAGCAGGCAAGGCAGCCCCUCCCCAGUGCCCAGUGCUGAUGGCUGGGCUCUCCCUUAAGUCCCCUGGGCUGUGGCCAUGUACUACAGCACCACAACAGUGAGCAAGGCAGGCCCAACCUGCACACUCCCCUGGCCCUCUGCCACAGCAAAUACUGCCCUUUAAUUAUCCUAUAAAUCAGAGGCUGGGUAUAUUUUCAUACCGUCUGCCGUUGUGUGUGCAGCGCUGACACAAUGAAAGCCAGGCCUCUCUGCCAUGGGCCCUGCAGGGAGAGGAGAGGGGGUGCAUGGGAAGGAGGGGGUCUGGUGAGCCCAGAGUGGUUGGUGCUCUGGUUGGAACACAGGUGGACUGGCUGGAUAGAUGGCUGCUUACAGUGCUAUGGGCACUGGCACUGUCUGAGACUCAACAGUGGACAUAGGACUAAUAUAAAUCACAAAGAUUAACUAAUCACUAGUCAAUCUAGCAUAACCUGCCAUGCAGCUCUGUUUGAGAUAAAUCAUUGCUAUAAAUGUUUGUUAUUGAAUCAUAUAGUUAUUAAACUGGAACAUACAUUUGGGUGCUUACCAAGGCUGUUCUCAGACAGUUUUGUUCCCUGUAUGUGUUUACUAUCUACCUUAUUUCAUUAUCAGCCCUUGGCAAAAGAAUAGGGGCUUUUCAAUCAUGUUCUAUUUUUGUUGCUUUUCUGCCUUGCCCCCACUUAUUAUUCUGUCCAAAUACCUUGUAAGUUAUGUUGUAAUGUGGCAAUUAUCCACCAAUCUACAUUUAAUCAAGCAUAAAGCCAUCAUUAUAAAUGUUUUACUAGUCGGAGUGAAUGUUCCCAGACCAAUAGCUAACCCAGCAAACCGGGAACAUUCCCAGGACAUUAUCUAAGAUUCCCAUUAAGAUUUAGUUAUGAUUUGAUCUAACAUUAGGAUUAUAACAUCCCAAAAAGAUUCAAAUAAUAUUUUUGAUAACCAAAUCUUGUUUUUCAGUAUAUAGCCAUGGCAGUAUGGUCAAUCAGGAAUUUCAUGCUUCCUUUUUAGCCUUCUUAGACAUAACUAACCCAGGGAUAUACUGGCAACUGGGUUAUUCACCAACACUUCACCCAUCCUCUUUAUAUGCUGCGUACUUCUGGGCCCAUAUUUACAAGGUAUCCAAGACUAUGAGUGCUGCUCUAGGAUCACUUUUGUUUUUUAGAUCAUGAAAAAUAAGACAGGGGGGACCAUAUCAAGCUUCUCAAAGUAGGAAUUAUAUUGGGUGCGGAAAAAAAAGUUAAACAGUACAUUUUUACAUAAUGUUUAAGUCUAAAUUCUGCAAUUCUGACUGGAUUUCUAAAUCUAAAUGAAAUAAAGACAUCCUCUCUUCUAGUAGAUUAUAUCUGAGCCUCAAUUUCACCUGGUUUUUAUUUCUUCAAAAGAACAUGGUUAAAGAAAAUGCGGCAUUGAACCUGCAAUCUUCAGAUCUGCAGCCAGAUCAUCAACCCUCGUUUUAUAAUCAUCAGCACGACUGGACAGUUUUUGUGUUAUGAGAACAUUUGCCGGAACCUAACAAAUGUUCUGGGAACUUUCCCAGAACCAAUUCUGGUUUGUUGGGAAGGUACAUACUUUUUUUCAUAUUUCCUGUUUGCCAGUACGGUAAAGUGUUCCAAAUGGGCAAUGUAUCUUACUCUCAGACAAACCCUUGACUGCACACAUUAUUUUUCUUCAUGCUAAGAGAGAAUGAGAUUCUCAGUGGGCGGACUGAUUCAUAUUGUACCAAAGAAGAUAAUACUUCAAGACUGUCAUCAACAAAGAAAACGUAACAAUACUUUUCUUUCACACUUUCCUCUCUUCUCGCUUCUCAUCUCCAUUUGUCUCUUUUUCUCUCGGUCUCACUCUUGCCUCGUCUCUCUCUCUUUCACUCUCUCUCUCCCCCCUCUCCUCCUCCUCUCUCCCUCCAGAUGUUGAUGAGUGCAGUAAGGAUGGCGUGUGCUCCCAUGGUCAGUGUCUCAACACGGAUGGCUCCUACAUCUGCCUGUGUGAGGCUGGCUUCAAGUACUCUGCAGAUACAGCCGACUGUGAGGGUAAGAAUACUCUACCAACCUCAUAACUCCCUCACUCUACCCACAACAAGCCACUGCUUCUGCCCCAGUUGAAACACCCCACUCUCACAACAUUUCAGCAGAGUUAAUAGAACGUUCUGGUCCAUUUAGACCAGAGUUCGCUCCGGUGUUUGACACGUUGCCUAUGAUUGAUUAUGUAGCUGUAAUCAGUUCGAUGUCAGUGGUGACAUUCCCUCAGUGAGAGAGUCCAAUCCUGGCUCAGAGAAUUAACCCAUUGUAGGAUGGAGGUGUUUCUCCCUCUGGAACGUCUCCCUUUGCUCCUUCACAAGUUUUUCAGUUGCUGUAAAAAUAUUGUUCUUGGCCAUAACGAGUGCCUGCUGCUGAGCACUGAGGACAGCAGCACAACAGGCCUCCUGGCCAGGCCUACUCAUGCUGGGGAGCUAUUGUGCUGCCUGUGAGGAGUAGGGUGGUGUGUGUGAGUGCAUGUGUGUGUGUGCAUGCAUGUAUGACAUAAGCACAAUUUUAUCUCAGGGUUCCUGGCCGGGCCUACUCAUGCUGGAGAUCCAUGCUGCUGUGAGAGGUGGAGGAUAGGAUUGAUGUGUGUAUGUGUAUGACAUUAGAACAUCGUCUGUCUCUUUCCACAGAUCAGAAUGAGUGUAAGGAGUUUGGUAGCUCAGUGUGUGGCACCUGGCGCUGUGAGAACACCAUUGGCUCAUACCGCUGCUUCAUGGGCUGCCAGCCUGGCCUGUACGGAGAGGACAACCCAGACUGUGGUAAGUCAGAGUGGACACACAGGCUCUGUGCUUAGUCAACAGGCAAUGUAUUUACUUAGUGGAAAGCUGAAGGCACCCGAGUUUCAGCCUCACUGCUCAUUUACCUUGGGGUAGGCGAGGACAGGGCAGUUGUCUGAAAGCAGCACUCUGCAUUGUCUCGAUGACCCUCCAGCCCACCCCCACCAUACAGAGAUACUGAUAUCACUUUGGCACGCAUACACAAAGAGGUUCAUGUGAAUCAAAUGCUAUCAGGUGCACUGGGCCUUCCCGGCCAGGGGAGCAUAGAAAAGGAAAUGGGCCCUGAAAUUGGGCCACUUUAGAAAGGGAGUAGCGGUGUCAUCCGAGGCAGUGUUCGAGGCCCGCCUGAUAAUAGGGCCAGGUCUCAUCCUCCAGACAAUGGGGCUAAUGGAGCCCUAUUGGCAGGGGCGAGGGGUGUAACCUGAUCCCAGCUGUUCCCCUCUCUAAGUGGGGCAGGGCUGUCGUCUGAUGGGACGUACGGUGCACCCCACCCCUCCCGGCCAGCCGCCCACCCCUCAACCUCCUCAGGUCUCUGCGACUGAGACACCCGGUAAGGUGGUCACCUGGUCUGGCCUGGAAUGGGUGGAGACGACCGACACUAACAUCUGUCCAACAACAACAGAACAGCCCCGUCUCCAUGACAACUGAAAACAAUUCCGCUUAUGUGUUUACUGGCAAGGACAGACCAUCAGUCUGUGUAUGUGUGUCCAUGAGAGAUGAACAUCAUUUUACUAUAUUCAGAAGAGUGUUGGAUUAAUGAUGGUGCACACCCGUUUUCAAAGCAGGUUGUAUAGGCGGUGGCUGGCGCUGUUGUUCGCCUUUGCCGGUAAACUUCUCACUUACCUUAAAACAUUAUUAAGUCGGUUCUAUAAGAGGCAUAUCUGACAUUGAACAAACAGGCCAAGUAUUUUCUUAUAUCAAAAUGGCUUCCAAACAGGCAGGGCUAGGACUGAAGGGGAGAGAGUUGUGAUAGCAUGAUCUAGUGGAAAGAUCUAGUGAGCCCCAGAUGGGGCGUCCUGAGAGAGAGAGAGGGUGUUGAGAUGCAGUGAACGUUGAGCAGUCUGUUAUAUUCUCAUCGCCAUGACUCUUUAUUUGACUCACAGUGGAGAGGAGAGCCUUGCAGAGCGUCAGCACCCUGGCCGAUGACAGAGCCUGGCUUGGUGUGGCUCUUUCUCUUCUGAAGACCAUGAUGUUGUGUGGCUGGAUCCCAGUGUGGAGGGGCCUGUUGUGAGAGGUGGCCAGAUCCAAAACAGCUGCUCACAUCCUCCCCUGUUUUACCAUUUAGCAUCAACUUGGCCCGUUCCCUGCUCGUAUAGGCUCAAUUCAAUAUAGUCUGAAUAAGUUGUGUGAUGUAAAUAGGUGCUGCUGGUAAUUGCAUUAGGCGCACACAAUAGCCAUGUUGUUGUGUAACUGUCUCCUCUCACUUACCUAACCACCAACAAGGUUUUUCCACAGCAGCUUGACCAUAGAGGUCACACAUUGUGGGCCAUUACCCAUCACACUGUUUAGGCUGAGCCUGUUCAAAGUCAACAGCCCAAGUCCAAGUCAAAAUACCCCAGAGCAUCGAAACAGCUCCAGCCUCUCUGGUCCAGUCCAGUGGUGCAGCCAGCCAUGGCCAUCUCUGACCCGCUCUCUCCUCACCUAUUUUCUGGUGCCAGCCGCUCCUCCUCUCUUCCAGGCUCCUCAGCAUUUUUCAGAUCCCACAGCCCAGGCUGAGGGCGCGGGGGCCGGAGGGGAGAAGUUCUGA
This is a messenger RNA of Coregonus sp. 'balchen', 15193 nucleotides long. NCBI's taxonomy places the organism in Eukaryota, Metazoa, Chordata, Actinopteri, Salmoniformes, Salmonidae. The record is from the annotation of a GenBank genome assembly.